Messenger RNA from Bubalus bubalis (water buffalo), 5486 nucleotides. RefSeq names its product autophagy and beclin 1 regulator 1 (gene AMBRA1). The coding region runs from base 437 to 4408 and encodes 1323 amino acids. The transcript has 19 exons. Gene Ontology annotation, molecular function: protein binding. Gene Ontology annotation, biological process: autophagy. Lineage: Eukaryota; Metazoa; Chordata; Mammalia; Artiodactyla; Bovidae. Gene Ontology annotation, cellular component: intracellular membrane-bounded organelle. The record is from RefSeq and is a predicted model, not a curated record.
UUUGCCUAUGACUCAUCUUGCAAACCUAGAUGAAUUUCUUAACCUCUUCCAGGUUUACAUUUUCUUAUUUGCCUGGUGAGUAACCCUGUCUGUCUGGGCUCGUGAGGACGCCUGAUUGAGUGUCCGUAAAGCUUUUUUACAGUGCUGUCGCCAUGGCUCCAGGGAUGUCCAGGAACGGCUGGGGGCCGUGUGGUACUCCAGGGAGGAGAGCUGGAUUCUCUUGUCCCCAAAGACUGUGCAGAAAACAGAAAGACGUGAUCCUUCGUGACUUGAAAGCGGCUCCACUUCAGCCUCCUAAUGCUGUUUGUAGAUGAGAGAUUUCCAUGAAGACAACUUACAAGGAUCUGAAUGGCCUCAGUUUAGCUGCUUCGGCGUGUGGAGCUGUUGCUCACUCCUCCUCUUCCCGUGCCUGGUGUGAGAGUGCUUACUGAGCGCCAUGAAGGUUGUUCCAGAGAAGAAUGCUGUCCGGAUUCUCUGGGGGAGAGAACGGGGCACUCGGACCUUUGGAGCUCAGCGACUUCUGCAGGAGCUGGUUGAAGAUAAAACCCGGUGUAUGAAAUGGGAGGGCAAGAGAGUAGAACUGCCAGAUAGUCCACGCUCCACCUUUUUAUUGGCCUUCAGCCCAGACAGGACUCUCUUGGCUUCCACUCACGUAAACCAUAACAUCUAUAUCACGGAAGUGAAGACGGGCAAGUGUGUUCACUCUCUGAUUGGACACCGCCGCACGCCAUGGUGUGUCACGUUUCAUCCCACCAUCUCAGGCCUCAUCGCUUCUGGCUGCCUAGAUGGGGAGGUUCGGAUCUGGGAUUUACACGGUGGCAGUGAAAGCUGGUUCACAGAUAGCAACAAUCCCAUUGCCUCCCUGGCUUUCCACCCCACGGCUCAGCUUCUGCUGAUUGCCACUGCUAACGAGAUCCACUUCUGGGACUGGAGCCGCCGGGAACCCUUUGCCGUGGUGAAGACAGCGAACGAGAUGGAACGGGUCCGUCUGGUGAGAUUUGAUCCUCUUGGACACUACUUACUCACAGCAAUUGUUAACCCCUCUAAUCAGCAGGGUGAUGACGAACCAGAGAUCCCCGCAGACGGAGCAGAACUGUCGCACUACCGUCAGCGGGCCCUCCUGCAGUCUCAGCCCGUGCGCCGGACGCCUCUCCUCCACAAUUUCCUGCACAUGCUGUCCUCCCGCUCCUCUGGCAUCCAGGUGGGAGAGCAAAGCACAGUGCAAGAUCCUGCCACCCCCUCACCCCCACCGCCUCCCCCUCAGCCCUCCACGGAGCGCCCCAGGACUUCCGCUUACAUCCGGCUCCGACAGCGGGUCAGUUACCCCACAGCCGAGUGCUGCCAGCACCUUGGGAUCCUGUGCCUUUGCAGCCGCUGCUCGGGCACUCGAGUUCCUUCCCUCUUGCCACACCAGGACAGUGUCCCCCCUGCUUCUGCCAGGGCUACUACCCCUUCCUUUUCUUUUGUGCAGACCGAGCCCUUCCACCCCCCGGAGCAGGCCUCGUCAGCGCCGCACGACCCAGGCCUCCUGAGCCGGCCGUCUGCCUUCAGUACGGUCCAGAGCAGCACCGCCGGCAACACGCUCCGCAACCUCAGCCUGGGUCCCCCCCGGCGCUCCCUGGGAGGCCCUCUGUCUGGCCACCCUUCCAGGUACCACCGGGACAUAGCCCCCGGGCUGACAGGAUCUGAGUGGACCCGGACAGUGCUCAGUCUGAACUCUCGCUCCGAGGCGGAGUCCAUGCCCCCGCCCAGGACCAGCGCCUCUUCGGUGAGUCUGCUCUCUGUGCUGCGACAGCAGGAAGGUGGCUCUCAAGCCUCUGUGUACACUUCAGCCACAGAAGGGAGGGGUUUUCCAGCCUCGGGGUUGGCAGCUGAGUCAGAUGGAGGGAACGGCUCCAGCCAAAACAACUCGGGCAGCAUCCGCCACGAGCUUCAGUGUGACCUGAGACGCUUCUUUCUGGAGUAUGACCGGCUUCAGGAGCUGGACCAGAGCCUCAGCGGGGAGGCCCCCCCGGCCCAGCAGGCCCAGGAAAUGCUCAACAAUAACCUUGAAUCCGAACGGCCAGGGCCGUCCCACCAGCCCACCCCGCACAGCAGCGAGAACAACUCCAACCUGUCCCGUGGCCACCUGAACCGCUGCCGCGCUUGCCACAAUCUGCUGACCUUCAACAACGACACUCUGCGCUGGGAAAGAAGCACACCUAACUACUCCUCUGGCGAGGCCAGUGCCUCCUGGCAGGUUCCCGGCACCUUUGAGGGCAUGGCCGCGAGUGGCAGCCAGCUGCCCCCUCUCGAGCGGACUGAGGGCCAGACGGCCAGCUCCAGCAGGCUGGAGUUGGGCAGCUCUACCAGCCCGCAGGAGGAGAGGACUGUGGGGGUGGCCUUCAACCAGGAGACGGGCCACUGGGAACGCAUUUACACCCAGGCCAGCCGAUCUGGAACUGUGUCACAGGAGGCCUUACAUCAGGAUCUGCCGGAGGAGAGUUCUGAGGAGGAUUCUCUCAGGAGGAGGCUGCUGGAGUCUUCCCUCAUUUCAUUAUCCCGUUAUGAUGGAGCAGGAUCCAGAGAGCACCCAAUUUACCCAGACCCAGCGAGAUUAUCUCCUGCUGCAUACUAUGCCCAGAGAAUGAUCCAGUACCUGUCACGGAGAGACAGUAUCCGCCAGCGCUCCAUGCGCUACCAGCAGAACCGCCUCCGUUCCUCCACCUCCUCCUCUUCCUCAGACAACCAGGGUCCAUCCGUGGAGGGAACCGACUUGGAGUUUGAGGACUUUGAGGACGGUGGUGACAGAUCCAGGCACCGAGCUCCUCGCAAUGCCCGCAUGUCUGCACCUUCGCUUGGACGCUUUGUCCCAAGGCGUUUCUUGCUGCCUGAAUACUUGCCUUAUGCUGGGAUUUUUCAUGAACGUGGACAGCCUGGCUUGGCUACUCACUCUUCUGUUAACAGGGUCCUGGCAGGGGCAGUGAUUGGUGAUGGACAGUCUGCCGUGGCCAGUAACAUUGCCAAUACUACCUACCGGCUCCAGUGGUGGGACUUCACUAAGUUUGACCUCCCGGAAAUCAGUAAUGCCUCCGUGAAUGUGCUGGUGCAGAACUGCAAGAUCUACAAUGACGCCAGCUGUGACGUUUCUGCAGAUGGCCAGCUCCUGGCAGCGUUCAUCCCUAGCAGUCAGAGGGGCUUUCCUGACGAAGGCAUCCUGGCAGUGUACUCCCUGGCCCCCCACAACCUGGGCGAAAUGCUCUACACCAAGCGAUUUGGUCCCAACGCCAUCUCAGUGAGCCUGUCCCCGAUGGGCCGAUACGUGAUGGUGGGCUUGGCCUCACGGAGGAUCCUGCUGCACCCCUCCACGGAGCACAUGGUGGCCCAGGUCUUCCGGCUGCAGCAGGCGCACGGCGGCGAGACCUCCAUGCGGAGAGUUUUCAACGUCCUUUACCCCAUGCCUGCUGACCAGCGGAGACAUGUCAGCAUCAAUUCUGCCCGGUGGCUGCCUGAGCCAGGGCUUGGCCUGGCCUACGGCACCAACAAAGGAGACCUGGUGAUCUGCCGACCGGAAAAAAUAUACCACUUGCAACUCUGUAACUCUCCGAAGACCUCAGGUGAAGAAAGCAGCCCCAGAUCACCUGGAGGCAUGGCCUCAAACUCUGGUGUUGAGUACUACUGGGACCAGCUGAACGAGACGGUCUUCACUGUUCACUCCAGCAGCCGAAGCAGCGAGAGGCCUGGAACCAGCAGAGCCACGUGGAGGACAGACAGAGACAUGGGCCUGAUGAAUGCCAUCGGCCUGCAGCCCCGGAACCCCACCACGUCGGUGACGUCUCAGGGCACCCAGACUCUGGCCCUGCAGCUGCAGAAUGCGGAGACCCAGACGGAGCGGGAGAUACAGGAGCCGGGGGUGGCGGCUUCAGGUCCUGGUGAAGGGGAGGGCUCGGACUACGGGGCCAGCGGGGAAGACGCGCUCAGCAGGAUCCAGCGGCUGAUGGCUGAAGGGGGCAUGACAGCCGUGGUGCAACGGGAGCAGAGCACCACCAUGGCCUCCAUGGGCGGCUUCGGAAACAACAUCAUUGUCAGCCACCGCAUUCACCGCAGCUCCCAGACGGGCACGGAGCCGGGGGCCGUGCGCACCCCCUCGCCGCAGCCCUCCACCUCUCGGGGACUGCUCCCGGAAGCCGGGCAGCUGGCAGAGCGAGGCUUGAGCCCCCGGACAGCCUCCUGGGAGCGGCCCGCUACCCCUGGGCGGGAGUCCGCCCUGCCCUCCUCCUCCCCGGCCCCUCCUCCUGCCCCCCUCCCCAGCACCGAGGGACCAACCCCGCCGCGCUGCGACCUGACCAACAGCAACCACCUUCCUGAUGGCGGGGGCAGCCGCAGGGGGGAGGCGGCGGGCCCCAGCGGGGAGCCACGGGACAGGUAGAGACAGGCGUGCCCUGUGCCUCCCCGUGAACCGCUGAGCAGAAACCGGACCUCACAGCUGACUGGGAACUGAGCGCACAGAAGAGCCGCGGGCUGCGUCAGGGAACAGGAGCGCGAGGGUGGGGGUCAGGAGGGCGUCCAUCCGGGGCAGCAGGGAGUGAGGCGGUGCAAGGGGCCAGGCUUGCCUCCGGGGACUAGACCCUUCCAGGAUCUGGGGCCCAGGGGAGUCACAGACUGCCGUGCUCACUGCGAGUGGAGGAGGAGGUGGGUAUCCCUGCCACGCACCCCCCGCCCCUUCUAGAACCAAGGCUCAAGGGACUCAGCCCUGGGCAGAGAGCCCCCAGGAGGGUGAACAGUCUUCCAGAUCUGGGCCCGACCAUCCUGGCCGGUGGCCAGUGGAGCGGCUGCCCCCUGUUCACCUUGCAGGCAGAGCCACUAGGAGCCCUCAAGCAGGAGGAGCAGCCCGGCCCCCAGAAACCAUCUCCGUCUCUGAGCCUUCCAGAGCUUCAGCCUCUUGAUCAUCUCCCCCCCCAGAGACCACAGUCAGGAGUCAGGCCUGGCUCCCAGAUUCCUGAGCACAGGGACUUCCGCACUUACCAGUGGGGGACAGCCAUGGAGUGGAGGGGGCAGCCUGCUUGCCCAAGACAGGAUGGAGUCAAGGGACAGUGGGCAGGUCCUCACUCAGGAGGGGGGGUGUAGGCUGGCCAGCCCCCAGGGCUUGUCCACCAAGCUCCUCCUUCCCCACCACCCCAAGGCCCUCAGAGCAGCACCUGUGGGUGUCAGUGUUAGCUGAGCCUAGGCCAAAGCCAGCCCAAGGCUGGGGGAGGGGUGAGACUCCGGGUCAGAAUGUGAGGUCUUGGUCUGUGAUUUAAGGUGUUGCAUGUGGAAUCUUGAACUGUACGUGUAGUUUCUAGUGGAGAAAUCAAGGCUCUGAUUAUUUUGUUUUUAGUAUGAAAAAUGUGAUUACUUUUCUGUUUGUAACUCAUCAUAGAAACAUUGUGGUGGGAGAGGGGAUGGUCUGACUGCUAAUGAGGGAAACACCAAAGAUCUACAUCAUUAAAAUGAUGACAUGCCCCUCA